Rhipicephalus sanguineus (brown dog tick) is the source of this 1088-nucleotide messenger RNA. It is a transcript of the gene Ufd1-like, whose product is annotated as ubiquitin recognition factor in ER-associated degradation protein 1. The transcript has 12 exons. The record is from RefSeq and is a predicted model, not a curated record. NCBI's taxonomy places the organism in Eukaryota, Metazoa, Arthropoda, Arachnida, Ixodida, Ixodidae. Gene Ontology annotation, molecular function: polyubiquitin modification-dependent protein binding. Gene Ontology annotation, cellular component: VCP-NPL4-UFD1 AAA ATPase complex. Bases 6 to 1013 code for a protein of 335 amino acids.
CCAAAAUGCGCGCAAAACUGAACCCUACUAGGCAACACUGUGCUCAGCUGUUUCGGUUUUUUGUGAAUGGCCGUUCUCGUGAAAUCGUCUUCGCUUUCAAAAUGUUUCCGUUCAACAUGUUUCACGAUCACCUCGCCCGGCCGUUUAACACUCAGUACCGGUCGUACUCCGUGUCGAUGCUUCCUGGAAAUGAGCGGCAAGACGUAGAAAGAGGAGGAAAGAUUAUAAUGCCCCCAUCUGCACUGGAUCAUUUAACACGUCUCAACAUUGUCUACCCAAUGUUGUUCAAAUUGACCAACAAAAAGUCAAACCGUGAAACCCACUGCGGUGUUCUCGAAUUUGUCGCUGAUGAAGGCAAAGUGUACCUUCCGUACUGGAUGCAGAGGAACCUGCUGCUAGACGAGGGUGACAUAGUCCAAGUAGAGAGCGCCACGCUUCCUGUAGCCACAUUUUCCAAGUUUCAGCCCCUUUCAGUGGACUUCCUGGACAUCACAAAUCCCAAGGCUGUCUUGGAAAAUGCAUUGAGAAACUUCGCUUGCCUGUCGACCGGCGACAUCAUUGCCAUCGAGUACAACAACAAGAACUACGAACUGUGCGUGCUGGAGACCAAGCCAGGCAAGGCGGUGUCCAUCAUAGAGUGUGACAUGAAUGUUGACUUUGCACCCCCGGUUGGGUACAAGGAACCUGAGUCCAGGAAUGCUCCAAAGGCGCAGGAAAAAGAGGCAGAGAUGGACUAUGCUGCCUUUGAGACGGAGCCCACUGGCUUUGUGGCAUUCAGUGGCACGGGGAACAGGCUUGACGGCAAGAUUCGGUGUCAAGAAGCAGCUGCAAACAGUGUGGUCAAGACUAUUCCCAAAAGGGGCAUUCCAGACUAUGACUACGUCAUUGGCACUCUGCGUUUCAUCCGGACAGCUCGGCCAACUGUAGAGGAUACAGACGCCAAGGCUAAAGACGAGUUUUCAGCCUUUUCAGGCAAGGCGCAUUCUCUGAGACAGCAAAAGACCCUGAAGUGAACUAGUGUCGGGAUGAUUAGGCACAAAACAUGAUUGUACAUGAAACACCAGCUGAAAUAAAAUUUACACAUUUUA